Peronospora matthiolae is the source of this 2652-nucleotide messenger RNA. The record is from the annotation of a GenBank genome assembly. NCBI's taxonomy places the organism in Eukaryota, Oomycota, Peronosporomycetes, Peronosporales, Peronosporaceae.
AUGGCUCGAGACGUCGCCGCUUGCACUGCAGACCCGUCCAGGACGUCCACCACCGACAUGGACGGCAGCUUCUUCUCGUUCCCGUACGAUCCCUACUCCAUCCAGCUGGACCUGAUGCGGCAGAUAUGGGCCACACUCGAGCAACGCCAUUGCGGGAUCUUCGAGAGUCCGACGGGCACUGGGAAGUCCAUUAGUCUCAUCUGCGGCGCGCUCACGUGGCUCACAAGGCACACGGACGAGUUUGGAUUGCCACUAACAAAUGGGACUUCAGCUACUGCUACUUCAGGUGAUGCUGUACCCAGUGUACCAGCUUCAAAAAGCGCGGACCCAAGUUGGCUGGACGCCUUUACGCAACAGGCAGCGGAUCGGGUGGCUACCAAUCGCCGAGACACGGCCAAAGCAGCUCUGGCUGAGGUUGAGAAGGUUCGAUUGGAACCGGAAGUGUCGAGGAAGAAGCGCAAGAUGCGGAUUGCGUACGAUUACAAUGAGCCGAAACGGGGACAUCGGAAGAGCAGCAGUCGAGAGACAAAGCAGGAGGACGACGAGCAUUUGGUGGACCCUUAUGACAGCGAUCGAGGAACUCGAUGCGUGCAGAACAGUGAGGAUGGUGACGAGCGUGGAGAGAUGACGUCGAACGAGUUCAAGCAGCCGUUUCGUAGUGAGGAGAAAGUGGAGUUGGGAGUGGUCAAGAUCAUUUACUGCAGUCGAACGCACUCGCAGAUCUCGCAGUUUGUUCGCGAGAUACGGAAGACUGUGUUCGCCAAGCAUAUUCGAGUCGUGUCGUUAGGUUCGCGCAAGAACUUGUGCACGAACCCGAAAGUUGCAACGAUAGCGUCCGAUGUAAGGAUGACGGACAAGUGCUUGGACAUGAUGCAGAGCAAGAAGAGCAAGAACGGCAGCGAGAUUGGCAAGUGCCCGUUCUACGAAAAAGAGUUGCUCGGCCGCUACAAGAACUAUGCACUGGCACAUGUGCAAGACAUCGAAGACCUUCACACGUUGGGCGAAGACAUGUCAAUAUGUUCGUACUAUGGCACGCGCGAAAGCGUCCCCCUUGCUCAAAUUGUCACGGCGCCAUAUUCUAUGUUACUCAGUAAAGACACGCGGGAGACUUUGGGUAUUGAACUGGGCAACAAUAUUGUGAUCUUUGACGAGGGGCACAAUAUCGUCGAUGCAAUUAACAACACGUAUAAGGUGGAGAUCACUAGCAAGCAGCUGGUGGUAGCACGAAGAAGUUUGUGGUCGUAUUUCACGAAGUAUGAAAAGCGCUUCAAGGGCAAGAACACGUUCUAUAUUAAACAACUGCUGACAAUCUUGGAGUCUGUGACCGCAUUUCUUCGCCAGCUGAGCAAGUCUGCUCGAAAGACCGUGUCAGGUGGUGACACAGAUGAAGGUGUUACUGGUGCACAGAUGAUGACAAUCAACGAUUUCCUGUUUAGUGCGCGGAUCGACCACUUCAACAUGUUUAAGAUUUUAGAGUAUCUGAGUGAAAGUGGGUUGGCCAAGAAGCUUAUGGGCUUUGUCGACUCCACGAAAGUGGAUGCCCAAGCUACAAUCACGUCGUCAGAAGCGUCUACUGGUGAUCCUGAUGAAGGCUUUGAGAGUCGUCACACAUCACCGCUCCGAACGGUCGAAGCUCUGUUGAAAGCCUUGACCAAUGCAGGGGAAGACGGCCGGAUCCUUGCACAGCCGCAUAAUGUGCACAAAGGUGUAGAAGGCCUGAUCAAGUUUAUUCUGCUGAAUCCUGUCGUCCACUUUCAAGAAAUAGUGAGGAAGGCACGGAGCGUCAUUCUUGCUGGAGGGACGAUGCAGCCGGUGUCGCAAGUGAUUGAUCAGCUUUUUACGUCAAUACCAAGAGAAAAUGUCGACUUGUUUUCAUGUGGACACGUUAUUCCUCCUGAGAAUUUACUUGGCUUCAGCCUCGAGUCGGGCCCUACCCAAAAGCACCUCGAGUUUACGUUCUCUCGACGCGGCGAUUUGGAAGCAUUGGACGAGCUCGGGCGCAUUCUGCUUAACCUUGCGCGCAUUGUGCCAGGUGGGAUUGUAGUCUUUUUCCCUUCGUACCGUUUCGAGGAAAGCGCAGUUUGUCGAUGGCAGGCUACAAAGCAGUACGAGCAAAUUCAAGCGAAGAAGGACGUAUUCAGCGAGCCAAAAAAGUCAGCGGAACUUGCUGAGGUACUCACGCAAUAUUCAGCAGCGUGCGUGCAAGGCAACCGCGACAGAAGUGGUGCCAUGCUGCUGAGUGUCGUUGGGGGUAAAAUGUCCGAGGGAAUCAAUUUCAGUGACGAGUUAGCACGGUGCGUUGUGAUGGUGGGCAUGCCUUACCCAAACGCUCGGGAUCCAGAGAUAGUCGAAAAAAUGGGGUUCCUGGAGAAGAGGAGCUCGGGAGCUGGGCGACAAUUCUACGAGAGUCUCUGCAUGAAGGCAAUCAACCAAUCCAUUGGAAGGUCUAUCCGUCAUCGAAAUGACUUUUCUUCCAUUCUGCUGGUCGACAGUCGCUACUCAAGUCAGGCGGUGCGCAAUCGCUUGCCUGAGUGGAUCCAAAAGCGCAUUCGACCCCCGGUGCCAUUCGGACAGGUAUACUCACAGCUCGUGCAAUUCUAUCGAGCAAAAGAAACAAAAGCGCGGCAACCGUGCAGACAGUACGUUCAAUAG